Phodopus roborovskii (desert hamster) is the source of this 650-nucleotide messenger RNA. Its product is annotated as tumor rejection antigen P815A-like. The transcript has 2 exons. The annotation marks the transcript as partial. NCBI's taxonomy places the organism in Eukaryota, Metazoa, Chordata, Mammalia, Rodentia, Cricetidae. The record is from RefSeq and is a predicted model, not a curated record.
AUGGCCUACAUCAACUAUGAAGACUGGGCUGUAGGUGACUUGUGCAGCAAAUCUGGUAGUGAUGGAGACUUGGAUCUGAGGGAAGAGUUCCUCAUAGUAGCUCUGUUUUCUCUGGAGUGGCUUGUCUUUGUGGGAAUUCUUGGCGUCCUGACAUUCCAGAUAAUUUUGCAAACCAUUUGGGAAAGUGAGGAGGAGGAGCAGGAGGUGGCUGACAUCGCCUCCGUGUUGCUGAAACCCCCACCUUUAAAUGAAGAGCAGCAGAAUGAAUAUGCAAAAGACGAUGGAUUUGAGUUCGAUUUCAGUGAGGAUUUCUUUGAGGACUUGGACUUAAAGGAAUACUUGAAUGAAGAGGAGAGCAAGGAGGAAGACGACGAUGAUUCAGGAAAUUCAAGUGUCUGUUCAACUGUUGGCAGAUUCCUAUGUGAUGAAGUUAAGUAUAAGCUGUCUUAUUACUUUCAUCACCUUGGCAUUCUGAAGUCACAAUCAUUGGUCACUAAUGAACCAACUGCAUAUGAGUGUGAAACUUCAGAUGAAUCAUUUGAAGGAAUAGCAGAUGAGGAGAAAUGGGGAGAGGAUGAAAGUGGAAACUUGGAAGGAGAGUCUUAUGAGGACGCGGAGUUUGCAGAAUGGUACUUCCCUGAGGAAUGCAG